Rana temporaria (common frog) is the source of this 2512-nucleotide messenger RNA. It is a transcript of the gene CRX, whose product is annotated as cone-rod homeobox. The record is from RefSeq and is a predicted model, not a curated record. Bases 499 to 1371 code for a protein of 290 amino acids. Gene Ontology annotation, cellular component: nucleus. The transcript has 5 exons. Gene Ontology annotation, biological process: regulation of transcription by RNA polymerase II; multicellular organism development. Lineage: Eukaryota; Metazoa; Chordata; Amphibia; Anura; Ranidae. Gene Ontology annotation, molecular function: RNA polymerase II cis-regulatory region sequence-specific DNA binding; DNA-binding transcription factor activity, RNA polymerase II-specific.
UACACGCUAUUACGCUAGUUGUAAAUUGCCGACAAAAUAAUUAUUUUCACCGUUCCAACUUGUCCCUUCCUAACGUCAGAGUUUUAUGAGGAUUUUUUUUUUUUAAUUCAUACUUGCCAAAGCCCUGACAUGUUUCCCACAAAGGAUGUGGUGUCUCUUUUAAAAGCAAAAACCGCCUGUGGUACCAGAUCUGUCAUUAAAACACCCUCCCACUAUGGGAAUGUCUGUCUCAGAAAACCUGACACUUUCUCUUCCCUCACCUUGAUCAUUGAAGACAUUAUUAUUCUCUCACUUAGACCUAUUUCGUAUGUGCCACGAGCAAGUUGUUUAGUCUUGUAUAGAACGCAACUGAUGGUUAGACUGACUGGGAGUAAUUUGCAUAAGAAGAAUCAAAAGGAGAUUUGCUAACUGCUUUAAGAUCUUGGUGAAGCCGAGGAGUCUGAACAAGGAGCUAACAGUUUUUCAUCUACUAAGGCCUCCUAACACUCAAGCUUUAAAAUGAUGUCCUACAUUAAACAACCACACUACGCAGUGAAUGGGCUAACACUAGCUGGAACAGGAAUGGAUCUACUGCAUUCGGCAGUGGGGUACCCAAACACUCCAAGGAAACAAAGAAGAGAAAGAACGACUUUCACCAGGGCACAGCUUGAUAUUCUGGAAGCCUUAUUUGCUAAAACCCGAUACCCCGACAUAUUCAUGAGGGAGGAGGUGGCCUUAAAGAUAAAUCUGCCAGAAUCAAGAGUGCAGGUUUGGUUUAAGAACAGACGGGCCAAAUGUCGCCAACAGCAGCAGCAAAGCAGUGGACAGGCCAAACCUCGUCCUGCCAAGAAGAAAACUUCCCCAGCAAGAGAGACUAACUCAGAAGCCAGCACCAAUGGCCAAUAUAGUCCACCUCCACCUGGCACAGCAGUGACUCCAUGCUCCACAGCUAGUGCCACAGUCUCUAUCUGGAGUCCAGCCUCCAUCUCACCAAUUCCAGAUCCUCUUUCUGCAGUCAGCACUAAUUGUAUGCAAAGAUCAGCUGGAUAUCCUAUGACAUACAGUCAAGCCCCAGCCUAUACUCAGAGCUAUGGUGGAUCGUCAUCUUAUUUCACAGGCCUGGACUGCAGCUCUUACUUAUCUCCCAUGCACCCACAGCUCUCAGCUCCAGGUGCCACGCUGAGUCCUAUUGCCACUUCCACCAUGGGUAGUCAUCUCAGCCAGUCCCCGGCAUCUCUCUCUGCCCAGGGAUAUGGAACUUCCAGCCUUGGCUUCACAUCGGUGGAUUGCUUAGACUACAAAGACCAAACUUCCUCUUGGAAGCUUAAUUUCAAUGCCACUGACUGUCUUGAUUAUAAGGACCAAAGUUCAUGGAAAUUCCAGGUCUUGUGAAUCAAGUUGAAGACUCCAAAGCUUGAUGUUCACGAAUCUUAAUCAACUAGAUUCAAUGGCAAGGCUGAAGUCCAGCAGUGGGUAGAUAACAAAACACAUCAACUUCAAAACGUCAGUGUCUAUUUCUUGGUAGAAGGACAUGCUGAAAUGUUGUGCUUAGAAAAAAAAACGUCCACUUCUCCAAUUCUAUAUCAAAUUUUCUCCGAUGUUGAUGGGUGUCGUCAGAUCUGGGAUAUGAAAGCACUUCGGUUGAGGGUAAAAAGAACUUUCUGUCGUACCAUACAGCUGAGUCCAGUUUUGGAUUUUGCCUUUGACUAUGCAUUGUGUACAAAAAUGAACAACACCAACUCCUCCACUGUCCUCUCAUUAGUCAUCAGUGUUUAAAUUGACAACUGUUGAAGAUUUGCUAAAUGUUACCAAACUUUCUAGAAAGGAUCUAGAUCUUUGGGAUUUUGAAAAGCUACAAGUAGCAAAAUUCUGUUAUGUCCACCGAAUAAAUUCUAAUCUGCUAUGCCUAUUUCCUCGCUUACAAAUUGUGGCAACACUGUAUUGACGUGUUGCGGGUGGACCAUACAUAACAUGUCUGUUUGAAGUUUGGGAGGUGAUGUUACUGAUGCCAUAAUAACGUAAUAACGGUGGAUGAUUUCUUUUCGCCUACCCAGCCUGUCGCUCUUUAGCCCACAGGAGCUGUCACAAAAUUGUUUAAACCACCUAAGCAGAGCCAUGUAAAUCUGGAUGUAUUUUUUCAUGUAUAUUUUUAAAACCAGUUUAACUUAUUUUAUAAAGAGUCAUAGUCCAUUCCAAGUGGAUGAGGGCUUGUCACCCCCGUUCCUUUAAAAAUUUAAAUGUGUCCCUGUGUACUUGACUUUGUUAUUGUGUAACAUUGUAUAGUGUUGUUGUUAGUCUGUGUGUCUGCUGCCUCAAAUGGUUGCUAAGAGAGAAGAUUGUUCCUAUAGAUCUGUUAUAUUAUUAAUUAUUGUUAUUUGAAAAAAAGUGUGGAAUAAUAUUAAAAUACAGUAAGUCACCCUUGUGUGUUGAUUGUGCAUCUGAUUAAUACUAACAUGUGAGAUUGAGAACUGUAAAGGAAAAACAGAGUAACAGUGACACCUAUAGCAAUAAUUAAAGAGCAUAUAAACCCUAA